AUGAUUGUGGACUACAGGAAAAAGAGGACCGAGCACGCCCGCGUUUUCAUCGACGGGGCUGCAGAGGGGGCAGGUGACCACUACAUUCUUAACUGCGGCAAGUUCUGGAUUACCAACGGGCCGGAUGCUGACGUUCUCAUUGUGUACGCUAAGACGGACCCAGAGGCUCACCAAAAGGGUAUCUCAGCUUUCAUUGUGGAGAAGGAUACGCCAGGGUUUAGCAUGGCACAGAAGCAGGAUAAACUGGGCAUGAGGGGCUCCAACACCUGUGAACUUAUCUUUGAGGACUGCAAAAUUCCAGAGGAAAAUAUCUUCAGCCCUUUCAACAAGGGUGUCUAUGUAAUGAUGAGUGGACUCGACCUGGUGAGACUUGUGCUCGCAUCAGGACCUAUCAGCAUUAUGCAAGCUGUGAUGGAUUUUGCCGUUCCCUACCAGCACAUAAGAGAAUCUUUUGGACAGAAGAUUGAACACUUCCAGUUGAUGCAAGCAAAGAUGGCUGAAAUGUAUACACGCCUGGGCACGUGUCGACCGUAUUUGUAUAACGUGGCAAGACCCUGUGACAAUGGACACUUCAGUUCCAUGGACUGUGCUGGGGUCAUCCUUUAUUGCGCUGAGAAUGCAACUCAAGUCGCUCUGGAUGGAAUUCAGUGCCUGGGUGGAAAUGGCUACAUUAAUGAUUACCACAUGGGUCGUUUCCUGAGAGACGCCAAGCUGUAUGAGAUUGGAGCAGGCACCAGCAAGGUGCGCAGGUUCAUCAUUGGUCAAGCAUUUAACGCCAUGUACAAGUAG
Molecule: messenger RNA, 789 nt
Organism: Oncorhynchus masou masou (cherry salmon)
Lineage: Eukaryota; Metazoa; Chordata; Actinopteri; Salmoniformes; Salmonidae
Product: isovaleryl-CoA dehydrogenase, mitochondrial-like
Exons: 8
Coding region: 1-789 (262 amino acids)
Biological process (GO): L-leucine catabolic process
Cellular component (GO): mitochondrion
Molecular function (GO): 3-methylbutanoyl-CoA dehydrogenase activity
Source: RefSeq, a predicted model, not a curated record